This is a messenger RNA of Bradysia coprophila, 1048 nucleotides long. RefSeq lists its product as uncharacterized. The record is from RefSeq and is a predicted model, not a curated record. NCBI's taxonomy places the organism in Eukaryota, Metazoa, Arthropoda, Insecta, Diptera, Sciaridae.
AACCGAUUGACCAUCAAAGCGAUAAUGGACAAGAACAAUUUUCCGGCUAAACUGACUGAACGACUAAUCCACCAAGUGAACCAGAUGAUGUCCAGCCAAACAUCGAAAGGUAAUAUAAGUUACCCGCUCAUUAGCAGGAUGGAAAUUGCUGGCACGUCGUUAUCAGCCGAUGUAUCGGAAAUUAACUCACCACCACCGAAUGCAAACUCGACCAGAAUAGACACAACAAUAACACCAGCUGUUCAAACACAGCCAAAGAAAAAUCGGUUUGCAGGAAUGGCUUACAUUCCCGGAUUAACUGAAGCAGUUGCAAAGCAAGUCGGAAAAUAUGCACCGGAUCUGAAAAUAGCCCCAAGACCUACAAAUAAGGUGGCCAGCAUUUUCUCCAAUAUGAAACACAAACUCAGACCAGGUCAAUGUUCGAAUGUGGUGUAUAACAUUCCUUGUCGGAACUGCCCCAGAAGCUACGUAGGAUGCACGUGUCGCCGGCUCGAUGACAGGGAUGUAGAACAUAAGAAAGACGUGGAAAACAUGGCCAAGAACAACAAAAAAACUGCACUGGUCUACCAUGUGUCCACCAAGAAACAUCAAUUUGAUUUUGCGAACAAAGAAAUUCUGAAAAAAGUCCGGUCAAAACGAACGAUCAAAAUACAUGAAGCGAACAAAAUCAUUCUUAAAGGAAAUUCAGCUGUGAACUUCAGAAAAGAUGCAGCUCAUGUAUCGCCAAUGUUCUACAAUCUGAUCGUGAAUAGUGGAAAACGCCGCCAUGUGAACCCCCCUCGAAGACGGAAUGAUGAAAUGAAUCUGCAACAGAUGUUUGAGUGACAGGUGAAAUUGUCAAGUGACAAACAUAAACAAACGAGACUGUAAGCAAGUGAUAAGGAAAAACCAAGAAAUUGAUUAAGUUUGUUUACAACCUAGUAGUAAGCCCUUGAAGAUGACUGGUCACACAGUCGAAAGCUAGGCUAAAAUUUGGUCACAUCAACUUUUGGAGUUUUAAUUUUGUCGAAUCCAGGCGAUACAACGCAAUAUCCAAUUUAAAUGAAUU